UUUUCUCUCUCCUGUCUCAUUCACUCACUCUCUCUCUCCUCUGUCGAACACUCGAACACACUCUACCAGUGUGUGGAUUUCAUCGUGCCUUUGCAGAUCUUUUUCCAUCUCCAAUUACAAACUGGAGAUUCUUAAAUAAGAUCUGCAAUGUGCACGACUACACAGCAUCAACGGCCUCAUUGGCCUCAUUGAUUUCAUCGAUUCGGUGUCCGCACAAAUUACCGGGUUUCUGCCUUUCGAAGCUCACUAAAUUUUGCCCAUCCCAAAGGAAAUUCCUGCUACUAUCGAAUGGGAAUUGAGGUCACAUGCUGGUCAAGGAGCAAUGGCAAGUGAAAUUACGAAAGGUUCUAGAAGUGCUGAAGUUCCGGAAGCUCUAGUCUCUGAUCCUUUUGAUGGGGGCAGGGAUAGUGUACCAAAUAUGCGACCUUUGCAUGGGAGGACUAGUGGCCCAACAAGGCGCUCUACAAAGGGACAAUGGACUCCUGAAGAGGAUGAGCUAUUGCACAAGGCUGUUCAGCGCUUUAAAGGAAGAAAUUGGAAAAAGAUAGCAGCGGAGUGUUUCAAAGAUAGGACAGAUGUUCAAUGCCUCCACAGGUGGCAAAAGGUUUUGAAUCCAGAGCUUGUCAAAGGUCCAUGGUCAAAAGAGGAGGAUGAUAUAAUAAUUGAGUUGGUGAAUAAAUAUGGGGCGAAAAAGUGGUCCACCAUUGCUCAAGCAUUGCCUGGGCGUAUUGGAAAGCAAUGCCGCGAAAGGUGGCAUAAUCAUCUUAACCCUGCAAUCAACAAGGAGGCAUGGACUCAAGAAGAAGAGUUGGCUUUGAUUCAAGCUCAUCAAAUUUAUGGGAAUAGAUGGGCAGAGUUAACAAAAUUCUUGCCUGGAAGGACAGACAAUGCAAUAAAAAAUCAUUGGAACAGCUCUGUAAAAAAGAAGUUGGACUCAUACUUGGCCUCAGGUUUAGUCGCAAAAUUUCAAGGUCUACCUCACGUGCCCAAGCCAAACCAGUGCAUGCCUUCAUCCUCACUGAGGACACAACAGAGCAGUGAAGAUAAUAGUGGCCCCAAAGAUGUGGCAGAAGCAGAGGAAACAUCAGAAUGUAGCCAAGGUUCAACUGCUGUUGGUUGCUCCCAUUCUGAUCAUGACAUGGUUCAUGCAGUUUCAGUACAAGCACAAGAAGAGUUUAAAUUGACAGAGGCAGCUAGUCAAAGAAAGUGGCAAGGCUCUAGUACGUCAUCAUGUUCCAAACAGUAUUAUACGUUCGAAGAAGUCGCAGAAAUACCUCAUGAACUGGCAAUCUCUGUCAACCCUUCUGAGCAAACUAUAUUUCCUGAGGUUGGAGCCUCCGACACUAAUGAUUGCCAUUUCAGUUCACAUGAGUUACCUCGUGCCUGUUCACUGGAAAUGCUCCAGGAUACUCCAGGGUUCUUUGAAACAUCAGCAGAGUGUAUAUCAGGUGUUGACGAAAACCAUGAAACAGGAUCUGUUCUGUUACAGAACUCUGUGGGUUUCUGUGCUUCUACUUCUAUGGUAAAUUUGGUUGCGGAUGCUGAUGGACAGGAGCAUGCAUCCAUGUCUAAAGGUGAUUUUUGUGGGGUUACAUUUUCAGAGUCUGGGAUCGAUGGAUGCUUUUCUGUGGGUAAUCAGAUUAACUGCACAAAUACAAUUGACUUGGAUGGAUGUGUCAAUUUGUUCCUUUGCCAAUCUGACAUUCAGAGCUCUGAAGCAGAUAAAAGUUUAGCAUCACAGUCAUAUUAUCCAGUAAGAUUUUCUGAUAUGAUGGAAACCUCAACUUCUCAGUCUCUAUCAAGUGUUCCUCUGCUUUGCUGUGAGGAUGGUAAACUUAUACAUGGUAGUGAAUGCAAUGAGCUAAGAGACAUGUCUGCUGGAAGUCAAGAGUCAGGGCUUAUUACAGGCUCAUGUGAUGGUUUCAUCUAUCAUAAUGUCACUACAAGUUCUUGUGAUGGUGAUAUGGACAAGUUUUGCAUGGACACAGAGCCAGAUCAGUCAAAGGAUGAUUCAAAAUCAGUUGCUGUUGACAUUUUUAGUUCCUUGACCUCUGACUCAACAGGAAUUCUUCCUUGUAUGGAUGAAAGCCCAAAUGCGCAUACAGAACAACCGGAUUCAGGAGCUCUAUUUUAUGAGCCUCCUCGUUUUCCAAGUUUUGAGAUUCCUUUCGUCAGCUGUGAUCUCAUUCCAUCUGGUGGUGAUUGGCAUCAAGCAUAUAGUCCCCUUGGGAUACGCCAACUUAUGAUGUCUUCUAUGAACUGCUCUUCCCCAUACAGCUUAUGGGAUUCACCAGCUCGUGAUGAUAGUCCUGAUUUUGUCCUAAAAAGUGCUGCCAAAAGCUUUAUAGGUACACCAUCGAUUUUGAAAAAACGGAACCGUGAGCUUUUAUCUCCUUUGCAAGAAAGAAAAAGUGACAAAAAGCUUGAGAGGGACACAAAUCACGGAAUGCUUUGUACGUCUGCACUGGCCAGAGAUUUUUCGUGUCUGGAUGUUGUUCUUGAUGAAAAAGGGGGUCACAGGGCUUCUUUAUCUUCAAUUGAGGAUGUUCUUUUCUCUCCUUCGGGUAACCAGAAAACGAAUGCGGGAGACUCUAUUCAGGAUAAGGAAAAUUUGGACCAUGCUUUUGAAGCAAGAAAAGAUGGUUCUGCAUUUCCAGAAGGAAGGGUUUCAGAGAAAAGUUUUGAUGGUAGCACUCUUCAGGAGAAGGCAAGACAGGGAUGCUGUGACAUGAGUAAGGUGCAACAACCUUCUGGAGUUCUUGUUGAACAGAAUGUGAAUAAUAUGAUGUUAUUUUCUCCUGAUCAAGAUAGAUAUCCAUCAAACAAAGCAUCGAGUGCAUGUACCAGAACUCCAAGAAAUCAAAAUUCCAGAAGUGUGGACACUACAUCAAUCCAAGGUGGCCAUUUGGAAUCUUCGUCAGGAGAUCAUUGUCUUCCUAUAUUUGUCUCUCCUACUGUUCGAGAAAAGAGGCAUGAAAAGAAUUUAACGCCACUUACAUCUGCACAAUAUGCUCCAUCAUCAGGUCCACUUGAAGUUGCAUCUGAAAAUGAUGUGAAUGGUGUUGAUAUUGAAAGCUUUAGCAUAUUUGGCAACACCCCUUCUAUCAAAAGAAGUAUUGAGUCUCCCUCUGCAUGGAAAUCUCCUUGGUUCAUGAACGCUUUUCUACCUGGAUCAAGAGUUGAUACAGACAUAACAAUUGAGGACAUUGGAUAUUUCAUGAGCCCUGGAGAGAGAAGUUAUGAUGCAAUUGGGUUGAUGAAACAGUUGAGUGAGCAUACUGCAGCUGCAGUGGCUGAAGCACAGGAGAUUCUGGCAUCUGAAAACCCUAAAAUAUCUUCAAAAGAAAAAUGCUCCACUGAUCAGAAUUCCGUCCAAGAGUAUAAUCACUUCCCAGAUAAUGAGCAGCAGGAGAACCAAAUUCCUCUGCCUUCUGGUGUUUUGAAUGAGCGGCGGGUUCUUGAUUUCAGUGGAUGUGGGACACCUGUGAAGCAAACAGAGAACAGGAAGUCUGGGGGAAAUGUGAAUGGAGUAAACUUUUCAAGCCCCUCCUCCUACCUGAUGAAGGGCUGCAGGUAGGGCAGUUCCUAUCGCUAAUGCUUGGAGCUUCAUUGUUUUGGAAUAUAUAUGUAUCAUAGUAUUGCCUUUUUCUUUUCCUUUCUCAUUGUUACAAAUUUCUGUUUCUGAUUUAAUUUAUUGGUAGAAAUUGGUGUAGAGGGCAGCUUAUAUUUUGUAGUUUAUAAAUGCAUUAUUAUCCAAUGUUUGCCUUA
Molecule: messenger RNA, 3768 nt
Organism: Telopea speciosissima
Lineage: Eukaryota; Viridiplantae; Streptophyta; Magnoliopsida; Proteales; Proteaceae
Product: transcription factor MYB3R-1-like
Exons: 13
Coding region: 323-3577 (1084 amino acids)
Biological process (GO): regulation of DNA-templated transcription
Cellular component (GO): nucleus
Molecular function (GO): DNA-binding transcription factor activity, RNA polymerase II-specific; RNA polymerase II cis-regulatory region sequence-specific DNA binding
Source: RefSeq, a predicted model, not a curated record